CUGCUGCCCUUCUGCCUUAUACCUCUAUCUAGUUGGCUCUUCCUUGCCACCACUACUCGUGGCCUGUCGUUCCUGCCCCAUCUUGAUUCCUAUUUCCUUUCUGGUCAUUCUUUCCAUCUCCUUACACCCCUCUCCCCCUCCCCUGUCUAGCUUGGUAGCCGGGGUCCAACCGCGGAGGUGGUAUCUUAUCAACUAUUUUCCCCUCUCUCACAACGCGCCUUUCCGAGGCUGUGUACCCUUCUGGGCUGGAUAGACGAAUCAUCUAUCAACCUAAGUGGAUCACUGCGUGAAUGUCUCACGGCCUCAACAGAAUGGCUGCUCCAUUAGCCAUGCACCACGAUGCCGCGACCGACGCCGGUCCGAAACUCGUCAACCGACUGCACGAAAGCCGAUCGCCUUAUGUUAGGGCGCAUAUGAACAACCCGGUGGGUUGGCAGCUAUGGGAUGCCGAAGCGAUCGAUUUGGCCAAACGCCAUAACCGGCUGAUCUUCCUCAGUAUCGGUUAUUCGGCUUGUCACUGGUGUCACGUAAUGGAGAAGGAAUCAUUCAUGUCGCAGGAGGUAGCUUCCAUUCUUAAUCAGUCUUUCAUUCCAAUCAAAGUCGAUCGCGAAGAGAGACCCGACAUCGACGAUGUUUAUAUGAACUACGUGCAGGCGACCACUGGUUCUGGAGGCUGGCCUCUGAACGUUUUCUUGACUCCUGAUCUGGAGCCGGUCUUCGGUGGUACCUAUUGGCCGGGCCCCAACUCCUCCACAUUGACAGGAAAUGAGACGAUUGGCUUCGUCGAGAUCCUCGAGAAACUAAGCGAUGUAUGGCAAACACAACAACUGCGAUGCCGUGAGAGUGCGAAGGAAAUUACGAAACAACUUCGCGAGUUUGCUGAAGAAGGGACACAUUCCUACCAAGGUGACCGGCAAGCCGACGAGGACUUGGACCUCGAGCUUCUGGAGGAAGCCUACCAGCACUUCGUUUCUCGAUACGACCCUCUCCACGGUGGCUUUUCCACUGCGCCGAAAUUUCCCACUCCAUCUAACCUGAGUUUCCUAUUACGUUUGGGUAUUUAUCCGACUGCGGUUGCGGACAUUGUUGGACGUGAUGAGUGUGCCAAAGCAACUGCCAUGGCUGUUGACACACUUAUCAGUAUGGCGCGCGGGGGUAUCCGGGAUCAUAUCGGCCACGGUUUCGCACGAUACAGUGUCACUGGCGACUGGGGCCUGCCACAUUUUGAAAAGAUGCUGUACGAUCAAGCACAGCUCUUGGAUGUCUAUGUGGAUGCAUUCAAGAUUACCCACAACCCCGAGCUGCUGGGUGCGGUUUACGACUUGGCUACCUACUUGACUACUGCACCCAUCCAGUCGCCAACGGGCGCGUUCCACUCGUCCGAGGACGCAGAUAGUCUGCCCACGCCCAAUGAUACCGAGAAGCGAGAAGGUGCGUUCUAUGUCUGGACGCUGAAGGAGCUGACGCAGGUGCUGGGUCAACGAGAUGCGGGAGUCUGCGCCCGUCAUUGGGGUGUCCUGCCUGACGGGAACAUUGCGCCUGAGAACGACCCACAUGAUGAAUUCAUGAACCAGAAUGUCCUAUCGGUCAAGGUAACUCCAAGCAGGCUUGCAAAGGACUUUGGAUUAGGGGAAGAGGAGGUGGUGAGGAUCAUUAGAACAGCGAAGCAGAAACUCCGGGAUUACCGCGAAAGGACGCGCGUGCGCCCCGAUUUGGAUGAUAAGAUCAUCGUUGCCUGGAAUGGACUGGCCAUUGGUGCUCUGGCUAAGUGCAGUGCGCUGUUCGAGGAGAUUGAGAGCUCAAAAGCAGUACAAUGCCGCGAGGCAGCGGCGAAGGCGAUCGGCUUCAUCAAGGAGAAUCUAUUCGAGAAGUCUACUGGACAGCUCUGGCGCAUUUAUCGGGAUGGCGGCAGAGGCAAUACCCCAGGUUUUGCUGAUGACUACGCAUACUUGAUCGGCGGGCUGCUGGACAUGUACGAGGCUACAUUUGAUGACAGCUACCUGCAAUUCGCCGAGCAACUGCAGAAAUAUUUGAACGAUAACUUCCUUGCCUAUGUGGGGACCACACCAGCAGGAUAUUAUAGCACACCUUCCACCAUGACAUCAGGGGCUCCGGGUCCGCUCCUUCGCCUGAAGACUGGCACGGAGUCGGCCACGCCAGCUGUCAAUGGGGUUAUUGCCCGCAAUCUGUUGCGCCUCGGAAGCCUGUUGGAAGACGAGGAAUACAAGACGCUUUCCCGGCAAACAUGCCGCUCAUUUUCCGUGGAGAUACUUCAACACCCCUUCCUCUUUGUUGGGCUUUUGGACGCUAUUGUUGGAUUGGAAACGGGGACACGGAAUGUCACGGGUGUCUUCGCUACCGCCGUGACCGAGGGCAGUGUCCAAGCUUCUGAGGGCGUGAUCAGAAAGACAGAUGAGCCAGUCUGUGUGCGGGACAUGAUUGUACAGAAGAUUCGGGCGGAAGCCGGGUUGGCGAUAUCGACGGCGACCACGACCGCAUCUCUUGUGGAUAUCCGAGCGUCUCAUGUGGGAGACUUUGUAGGGAAUCAAUCUUUCUGGUUACGGACGCGAAAUCCGUUGUAUAGGGAACUGAAAGCGUCUGAGACGGCGAAGAAUCAUCUCAUGGUUUGUGAAAGUGGGCGAUGCCGGGUUGUGAAUAUAGUAUGAACUGUACAAUGAAUGGAAAUAUUUUUAGUGUAUUUUCAGGCCUUGCAGGAUGUUUCAG
This is a messenger RNA of Aspergillus costaricaensis CBS 115574, 2724 nucleotides long. Its product is annotated as thioredoxin domain-containing protein. Lineage: Eukaryota; Fungi; Ascomycota; Eurotiomycetes; Eurotiales; Aspergillaceae. The transcript is spliced from 4 exons. Bases 291 to 2666 code for a protein of 791 amino acids. Gene Ontology annotation, biological process: carbohydrate metabolic process. The record is from RefSeq and is a predicted model, not a curated record.